Messenger RNA from Heterocephalus glaber (naked mole-rat), 2946 nucleotides. It is a transcript of the gene Slc37a3, whose product is annotated as solute carrier family 37 member 3. Lineage: Eukaryota; Metazoa; Chordata; Mammalia; Rodentia; Bathyergidae. Gene Ontology annotation, molecular function: transmembrane transporter activity. The record is from RefSeq and is a predicted model, not a curated record. Gene Ontology annotation, biological process: transmembrane transport. Gene Ontology annotation, cellular component: endoplasmic reticulum membrane.
UCCCGGCAUGCCCCGCGCGGUAAUAUGAGCGUCCGGAAGUGCUGGCCGCAGCUCGGGGAGUGAGGUGGCGACUGCAGAGACUAGCAGCGGAGCGCGGGACUGUCGAGGGGCUGGUGCACCUACCGCCUGGGACCACUAAAGUGGAAAUGAUGUGAAGCACACCCUGUGGAGACGAGUAGGAAGGUCCAGGGGGCCAUGGCCUGGCCCAGCGUGUUCCAGAGAGGAGCUCUGCUCACCCGCUUCAGCCACCACCAUGUCGUCGUGUUCCUGCUCACCUUCUUCAGCUAUUCAUUGCUCCAUGCUUCAAGAAAAACAUUUAGCAAUGUCAAGGUCAGCAUCUCCAAGCAGUGGACCCCAAGUGCCUGGAACACGUCUGCAGAACUGCCAGUGGAGAUCUGGAGCAGCAACUGGUUGUUUCCCAGUACAGAGGAAGCCACACUUUUUCUUGGAACAUUGGAUACCAUUUUUCUCUUCUCCUAUGCUGUGGGCCUUUUCAUCAGUGGAGUCGUUGGGGACCGGCUGAAUUUGCGAUGGGUGCUGUCUUUUGGCAUGUGCUCGUCGGCAUUAGUGGUGUUCAUCUUCGGCACACUCACAGAAUGGGUGCACUUCUACAACAAGUGGUUCUACUGCAUCCUGUGGAUCGUGAACGGCCUGCUGCAGUCCACGGGCUGGCCCUGCGUGGUGGCCGUGAUGGGCAACUGGUUUGGCAAAGCUGGCCGGGGUGUGGUCUUCGGUCUCUGGAGUGCCUGUGCCUCCGUGGGCAACAUCUUGGGAGCCUGCCUUGCCUCUUCUGUCCUGCAGUAUGGCUACGAGUAUGCCUUUCUGGUGACAGCAUCUGUGCAGUUUGCUGGUGGGAUCGUCAUCUUCUUCGGACUCCUGGUGUCACCAGAGGAAAUUGGUCUCCCAGGUGUUGAAGGAAAAGAAAACCUUGAAGAAGACUCACGUAGGCCAUUAAUUAAUGCCGAAAAUGAAGAUGAAUAUGAGGCUACUUAUUCCAUCCAGGAGGCCAGUGCCAUCACUCAAGUGAAGGCAAUAAGCUUUGGCCAGGCUUGCUGCCUGCCCGGAGUCAUCCCGUACUCCCUGGCCUAUGCCUGCCUGAAGCUGGUAAAUUACUCCUUCUUCUUUUGGCUGCCCUUCUAUCUGAGUAACAACUUUGGCUGGAGGGAGGCUGAAGCUGACAAGCUGUCCAUCUGGUACGAUGUCGGUGGAAUCGUAGGUGGGACGCUGCAAGGCUUCAUCUCGGAUGUCCUGCAGAAGAGAGCACCGGUGCUGGCCCUCAGCCUGCUCCUGGCAGUCGGCUCCCUCGUGGGGUACAGCCGGUCUCCCAACAAUAAGUCCAUCAAUGCGCUCCUGAUGACGGUGACAGGAUUUUUUAUUGGUGGUCCCUCUAACAUGAUCAGCUCAGCCAUUUCUGCGGACCUGGGUCGCCAGGAGCUGAUCCAAGGCAGCAGCGAGGCUCUGUCGACCGUCACGGGCAUCGUCGAUGGGACUGGGAGCAUCGGCGCUGCUGUGGGCCAGUAUUUGGUGUCUUUGAUCCAGGACAACCUAGGCUGGAUAUGGGUUUUCUACUUUUUUAUUCUCAUGGGAGGUCGCCUCUCUGGUGCAGAGGAGACAAGCUCACGUAUUGAGCGAGUGACUGGUGCUCACGAGGAGAAAAGGACAGUGGGAACACACAAGGACUGUCAGGUCUUGGGCCGUCUCCGUGCCAGCUUAACCUCAGCUUGGGAGGCCUCACUGCUGCUGGCCACCCGGGACACCUGCCAGCAGGAAGGCUGUGCUGUUUUUCUACACUACAGAAUGACUGUGAUAGCUUCUAUUGUUGUGUCCUGAAUGUACUGAGUGGCGUGAGAAGCCGCCAGCAUCCUCACUUGGCUUGCGGUUUGUUCCUGUAACCUUAAUUGUCCCAGCCUUGGAGCUUGUUCACCAGCCUCGAGACUUGAGGAGGCAGAGCCAUGCGUGGUCUGUACCCAAGAUGAAUAGAAGGGCCAUCGAGUUUGCUUGGGUAAUACGUUUGCAGAGCACGGCUCACCUUUGAAGCAUUAAUCAUGAUGCAGCCGGGGCUCCAGCUGAUCGAGCUAUGAGCCUGCCUCUGGUAAAGAACGCCUUACCGCCUAGGUGGGGGAGACCACUACCUGCCUGCUCUCCAUCUCCAAGGCAACCGCUCUAGAAGCAGACACAUCUUCGUUUACUGGCGACUUGUUCUCCUCUGACUCCUCGCAGAUGACUUUGGCUCCUGACGUGUUUGGUCUUUCUCUGUAAUGUUCAGUGUCGUCUUGACCAUUCCAUUGUGUGGCCCUCAACCCCGGAUCUGUGGCCUGGGGACUGUGGGGUCCUCUGGGAGGUAAUCCUCGGGUCCCUGUUUUGGGAGGAUGGAUCUCUGUCACAAGCAGGUUCCUGGAGUUGACCUCAGCAGAAGACUAGAAUUAGAGAAGGGGAGAGACGUGUUGUCCCAGAGGUGUGAACUGUGUGUGAUGGGUCACGUUGGUGGUUCCCAGGGCCCAAGAGGUGUCUCUUCUUUCAAAGGUGUUGAGUAAUAUGUCUCUAAGGCUGUAGAUUUGAUAUUAAUCAGUACGGGCUGGGGAUUUAGCUCAGGGGUUCCGCCACCUGCCUCGAAAGCGCAAGGUCCUGAGUUUGAUCCCUAGUACCAAAAAGAAAAGAUAUUAAUCAAUAUGUUAAGAUCACUUUAUGUAUAUUUUAAAUUAUGUAAACAAAUUAGAAAAUGUGCAAUUUUGAGGGAUACAUUGGGUUAGGGAAUAUUUUUUUCAAUCUCUUACCUUAUUCUCUGAAAUGUGGUUUGUUGAUGAACUUGUUAAUGUUAUUUAAUCAUGCAGGUUUCUGGUCACUUUAUCCAUCAUUUAUUGACAUAAAGGAAAAAUAUGAAACACAGGAAGAGAAAACAAACUGACUUUUGUAAUAAAUAUCUCUUCUUUUGGUUAUUUAAACCUC